Molecule: messenger RNA, 267 nt
Organism: Enterobius vermicularis (human pinworm)
Lineage: Eukaryota; Metazoa; Nematoda; Chromadorea; Rhabditida; Oxyuridae
Source: the annotation of a GenBank genome assembly
AUGAUGGAUGAGUGCGUUGAAAAUAAUCGGGGAAAGGAAUUUUCUGCGCCUGGGAAAGCAGACUGUGAGAAUCAUCAAGACGGCAGCGAAGUGAAGCCUUCUGAUAAGGUGUCUUCGCCAAGUGACGCGAUAAUGUCUCCGUGUACUCAACGCUUAUUCGGCAAGUCGCGCUUGAAGAAUGCGCAUGGAAUUCAUCCAGGAGCUUUAUUAAAAGAAAAACAGCGAAAUGCUGUUGCGAGUGCAGACCAAGACCGGUUGUCAAAAUGA